Messenger RNA from Megalopta genalis, 2872 nucleotides. RefSeq lists its product as uncharacterized. The record is from RefSeq and is a predicted model, not a curated record. Gene Ontology annotation, cellular component: plasma membrane. Lineage: Eukaryota; Metazoa; Arthropoda; Insecta; Hymenoptera; Halictidae.
AGUUGCUUCAAACGACCUGAGGAACCCGCCACUUUCAGAUUGCGAGAUAUUUUUGGGACACCCUGUAGAUCGUUGAGUCUUUUUACAGUUCCGCGAGGGAACUGUUCGUAGAGUUGCGCGUAGAAAGCUCGGGAGCCUCGCGCACCUCAAUUACGGUCGCAAGGUAACAAUGUAAUUGCGCCUCGGCCUCGGGCAAACAUGUUUUUCCGUCAUUUUCGACUUCCGGUCGAAAUUAUUCUCAACGGCCGCGCAUCACGGUUGAAACAACGACGAUGCUUCGACAGAAAUCCCUUCCCCCCCUCUCUCCUCGCUAAUUGCUAAAUUGCGCAGCAGUUCGUUAUUUGCGAAUAGCGAAAUCUAGCGAGAAAUGAUGUAACUGUUUCACAAUAUUCCGUAACGCGAAAAUUAUCGAUAAAAGAGAGAUACGGUUCGAUGAGGAAAUUACUUUAACAAGCGUGGAAUAGAUGUACCGAUUAUCGGGCUGCGGAUCCUUGCGCGAAGUAAAUAUUGUUUACCGCAAAUCAAUUUAAGCAGGACUCGGAAUUGACCAGCAAGCAUCGCAAGGAUCGCGGGCACUACGCCUACCGACUAACGUCACGCGUCUGGCUGCCCGGUGACAGCUAACGCGCACGCGCACACGCAUGCGCAAAUAUCUAGCAACAGGCAUACGCGCGUGAGACGCUCCGCACAGAAAAUGGCGACCACGGGGGAGCGAGACGCGCGACGGGAGCCGGCAGGCGAAACUCUCGCGAUCCAAAUGUUGCGUGCAGGUUAAUUCCGAGCCCCGAACUGAGAAAUGGCCGCUCGGAAGACAUUUUUAGGUAAAACGGUCGAUAAUCGAAGACGUGAUCAACUGGAAGCGGGAAUUAUCUGUUGAAUGUCGUGGAACGAGAGCAAGCGGAGCAACGUGGUAUUCAAUAGAAACGAAAGGUCGCCAUGCAAUUGCGGUUGGGAGGUGAGAUUCGGUUAUGGUGUGGCAGUCACCUUGGCCAUCUUCGAAGCUAAACGAUUCUUCAUGUUGAUCCUGGAGAUAUUUGCCGAAUGGCAGAUCAUUCGGUUCGCGGGCGGUUUGCAACCGGUCGUGUUCACUUUGGUAAAUGUCAGCGUGGGUCUGCCGACUGCUUUGAUCACUGUUCGCAGUAUACGCGACCGGAAGGUGCCACGCUGCUGCGCGGAGACGAGGCGGUCCCUGAAGUGCUUGCUGAUCGCUAUCGCGAUCUGCGCGAUAUUGAAUGCGGCCACUUUAGUAUCCAUCGGAUAUCACAUUAGCGUCAGGCAGGAGUCGUUGAUCGAUAUUUUCAACAAUUCGAUGCGGCUGUACGUGAGCACGGCGUCGUACAAGUACGCGAUCGACGAGAUACAGUUCAUCUUCCAGUGCUGCGGCCACACAUCCUACGCGGACUGGUUCCAAUUUGACUGGCAGGGCGUAGACUACGCGUCUCGGGAGGAAAUGGCGGCGCAAAGUAGGAUAUCCGACGAGGAAUACAGAGACCGCGGUGUCCCUUUCAGCUGUUGCGACCUACGUGCCAUGUCGCCGUGCGAGCAUACCGAGAUCCAAGGGAACGACGUGAAAACGAUCAACACGAACGGCUGCGCCCAAGUGAUGAGCCCUGUCCUACUUAGAAUCGUCAUCGUCGCUUACGUUAUGACGAGCACGUUAGUCAUCAUUCAAAUCUUCUUAGCCUUCUUAAUUUCGAAGAUCAUACGCAGACUGUUGUGCGGAACGUGUCGCCUGUAUCAGCCCCCGGAGGCCUUCGCGAACGACUCGAGCAGCGUAUCGCUGGACAGCACAAGUUCGGAAACGGAUGGACGUUACACGAGCACAUCCCCGUCGAACGUGGACCGUCGGACGCCGCUGGAAACAAAGAAGAAGCCUGAUAAAAGUCGCAAGAGGAAGAUAAAACGGGCGACGCCGUCGUCGUCGUCGUCGUCGACGAGACGCGUCCAAGCUAAAAAUAAGGCGCGAGAAGAAGCCGAGGCGAGUUCCUCGGCGACGGAAUCCUCCUCGCCGGUGAACAAACCACCCUCCUCCGGUCGGACACGCGGCAUCAUCCUUGGAGCGGCGAAGAUCCGGCCGAGCACCCACGAGGAGCACACGAUACGCAAGAAACUUAUUUUGACCGGGCCGGGGAAGGAAUAAGGAGGCACCGGGACGCGAAAGAAAAUCAAACAGAGCGAUCCGGCCUCGUUCGCCAUCCUCUGGUUCCUAUCGUUGCAAAUCAUCCCGCAUCGGGGAUGAGACGUUCCGCGAUCGUUUACCGGAAAUUUAUUGCCGGCUAAAAAAAGAAUGCAGCCGGGCAGCCGUAAGCGAGAGCGAGAGAGAGAGAGAGAGAGAAACAGUCGUGUCCGCUUCCACGAGGAACAGCUGGCGAGCACGACGCCGGAUUACCAACCGAAAACAGGUGUACCCUGUACAAACCUGUCACGGUUAUCGCGAAAAGGAAGGUUUACCACGGCCGCGCGUUCGCGGGAAUCCGCGCGAAAUCGAUCGGGCAACGCUGUUUCGACGCUUCGACCGACGGCCGUGGUGAUACUUCAGCGUAGAGUUCGAUGUCACCGAAGAAAUUGCUGUUUCCUUCGGAUGUUUCGUUGAUUAGUUAUUACAAUUGCUAAGUGCGAUACCGAUGCUGUAAUAAUAAUACGGAUAAUCGCGUGUAGAAUGUUUCAACAAUCGUGAUUUUGUGCGAGAAUAUCGUCCGAAGGAAUCGCCGUCCUUCUGCGAGACUGCAGUCUAAACAACUGGAACGUAUACUCGUAAAUUGUCAAGCGUCUGUAAAUAAAUUGUCAAUGUUUCGACAAGUACACGCUUCGAUGGAACAAUUUACAAACGUAGAAAUAAAGAAAGAUUAACUCCGGGACGCUUGAGUUAUUG